This is a messenger RNA of Staurois parvus, 319 nucleotides long. Lineage: Eukaryota; Metazoa; Chordata; Amphibia; Anura; Ranidae. The record is from the annotation of a GenBank genome assembly.
AAAAACCAAAAAGGUGAAAGUGAUGUAUGCAAGUCCAGCAAAAAAUCCUUCAAAAGAAGUACAAAACACCCGGUGCCAAUAAAGAGUGCAAAAAGGUCAGCAGCUUACUGGAUAACAUAGAUCAGCCUUUCUAAAUUAGGGUGCCUUUAGGUUUCUUCAGGGGUGCCUUGGGAAAAUGUCUAAAAAUUGCCCAAAACUUGUAUACAAGCCAGCGGGUGGAACAAGCCUGCCUUUUAGUUACACAAAGCCACAGGUUUUCAUUGUGCACCAUUAUGACCUUCUAGCCGCCAGCUUCUUGACAACCAGUGACAUCAGUUGA